Molecule: messenger RNA, 1134 nt
Organism: Oryzias melastigma (Indian medaka)
Lineage: Eukaryota; Metazoa; Chordata; Actinopteri; Beloniformes; Adrianichthyidae
Gene: mrpl2
Product: mitochondrial ribosomal protein L2
Exons: 8
Coding region: 131-1027 (298 amino acids)
Biological process (GO): cytoplasmic translation
Cellular component (GO): ribosome
Molecular function (GO): structural constituent of ribosome; RNA binding
Source: RefSeq, a predicted model, not a curated record
AAAAAAAACUUUUGAGCGUGGAAAACUAGUGCUACGUCAUUGCGUCAUCAGUAUGCGACGUCGCGCUAGCCUGUGAAGGACGCCGAAAAUUGGAAUGUAAAAAAAAACAAGUGAAAAGGACGUUGGUGUGAUGGCGGUGUCAUGCUUGACCCGGGCGUUGCGCUCCUUGAGCCUCUCUUGGCCUACUGUGGUCUCAUCUCAGCAGGCAGCUCCUCAGCUGAAGCUGGGCGCUCUGGUGUCCAGCAGCGCCAGCCAGUGCAGAGGCUUCCUGACCACAGCCUCCCUGGAGCAGAACAGAACCCACUGGAAGCAGAGGGAGAAGUACAGCAUCAGGCCGAUGGGGAUGAAGAAAACUGGAGGUCGAGAUCACACAGGAAAAGUACGAGUGCACGGUAUCGGUGGCGGCCACAAACAAAAGUACCGGUGGAUUGACUUCCAGCGACUGCGUUAUGAAGACCCCACCGAGGGCCGGCCCUUUGAGGAGAGGGUGGUUGAGGUUCGGUACGACCCCUGCAGGUCGGCUGACAUCGCCUUGGUGGCAGGAGGCAACAGGAAGAGGUGGAUCAUUGCGACAGAAAACAUGGAGGCGGGAAACAUAAUUAAAACCUCGGGGGUCAUCGGGAGGAUGGCAGUGUCAGCCAAUGAGGGGGAUGCAUACCCACUGGGGGCUCUUGCUGUGGGGACGCUGGUCAACAACUUGGAGGUCCAACCAGGGAAGGGGGCAGAAUGUAUACGUGCUGCAGGAACAAGCGGCGUUUUGCUGCGGAAGGUGAACGGCACGGCGAUCGUCCAGCUUCCUUCGAAGCAGCAGGUUCAGGUGUUGGAGACCUGCAUGGUGACGGUGGGACGCGUGUCCAACGUCGACCACAACAAACGCAUCAUCGGUAAAGCCGGCCGCAACCGCUGGCUGGGCAUUCGACCGUCCAGCGGCCUGUGGCAGAGGAAGGGCGGCUGGGCGGGACGGAAGAUUAAACCGCUGCCCCCCAUGAAGAGCUACGUCAACCUGCCCCCAGUCUCUACUGUUUAACUGCAAUAAAAGUGAAUGGAAAGGAGAACGCCAAGACAUGUUCUGUGUACAGAAGAUUAAAAAUUUUAUUUAACACAAACGCUUGUCAGAGCAAUAAAAGAAAAAAA